This is a messenger RNA of Asterias rubens (European starfish), 2621 nucleotides long. Its product is annotated as serine/threonine-protein kinase NIM1-like. Gene Ontology annotation, biological process: intracellular signal transduction; microtubule cytoskeleton organization; protein phosphorylation. Lineage: Eukaryota; Metazoa; Echinodermata; Asteroidea; Forcipulatida; Asteriidae. The record is from RefSeq and is a predicted model, not a curated record. Gene Ontology annotation, cellular component: cytoplasm. The transcript is spliced from 4 exons. Bases 250 to 1557 code for a protein of 435 amino acids. Gene Ontology annotation, molecular function: ATP binding; protein serine/threonine kinase activity; tau-protein kinase activity.
UGAUUCUGUUAAGGGAAUCAUUUUUCUUGUAUGUGUUUAUGCAGUGUCAUUGGAAAUUGGUGCAUCACUUUAAAGUCUUGCAGAAUAUACUGUUUCCUGAGUGUGUAAGAAAAAGAUUUCAUUAAAAGGAUGAAACUUCCAGGUUGGAAUCCUAAAUCCAGUCCCUUCUUCCGUUUUUUUACUACAAUGAGCUCAACAUGCUGACCUAUAAGAUAAGGAAUUAAUGGUCUUGGACCAAUCAGAAGCGUAAUGUCAUCCGCGGACCAUAGAGGGCGCCAUAGGAGUGUCGAACAGCAUUCCACCGUGUCGACAACCACCAAUAGUGAGCGGUCGCUACCGAACGACAAUGUCGGAGAAGAUGGCACACUGCCCGUGAGGCGGUUAACGGCGUAUGAAAAACUAAAUGAAGACUUGAGCAAUGAUCCCCGAGCACUCAAGGAGAUUACUCUCGGGAAGAGGAUCGCUUUCUAUCGUAUCCGGGGUGAACUGGGUAGCGGGAACUUCUCUCAGGUCAAGAUGGGUAUACAUGCUUUAACCAAAGAAAAAGUAGCAAUCAAAAUACUGGACAAGACGAAGCUUGACCAGAAGACCCAGCGUCUCCUCUCUCGUGAGAUAUCCUGCAUGGAGAAGCUCCACCAUCCUAACAUCAUCCGGCUCUAUGAGGUGAUCGAGACGUUAGCCAAGCUCCAUCUCGUCAUGGAGUACGCCGCUGGCGGCGAGCUGUUCACUAAGAUCUCCAACGAGGGUAAACUGAGCGAGGCGGAAUGUAAGCCGAUAUACGCUCAGGUCGUUGCUGCUGUGCAUCAUAUGCACUCGAGGAAUAUCAUCCACCGUGAUCUGAAAGCUGAGAAUGUCUUCUAUGCGGCCAACGGACUGGUGAAGGUUGGAGACUUUGGUUUCAGCACGACUUUCAAGCAGAGCGAAAUGCUGAACACGUUUUGUGGCUCCCCACCGUACGCCGCCCCAGAACUCUUCAAAGAUGAACACUACGUCGGGCCCCCGGUGGACAUAUGGGCCAUCGGGAUCAUGUUGUACUUCAUGGUGGCUGGAGUAAUGCCAUUCCGUGCUGACACGGUCGCCAAACUCAAGAAGUGCAUUCUGGAUGGGCAGUUCACGAUUCCGUCAUUUGUUUCCAAUCACUGUCAGGGGUUGAUACGCAGCGCCCUCAAGCACAGUGCGCCGGAGCGUAUCUCUAUCGAUGGGAUUAAGAACGCGACCUGGCUACGCAGCCAGGAGUUCCCUGCUGCGCAUCAAUCCUACCAUCUCAUCCCGUGUUUCGAUAAAGAGACAGCCACCUCCGAGGAGAAGGAGGUCCUCUCGCAGCUGAGCCAUCUCGGCGUCACGGACGAACAUUUGGAAACGACCAAGGACAGAGACGCUAGGAGUAGCAUAACGGGGACAUAUCGUAUCAUGCUUCAUCGGAUACAGAAGAAGAACACAGAACCAAUCAUAUCCACCUCCCAAGCCUCUAAUGGCCAGAACCCGCCCUCGAAGAAGAAAAGCCGAGACAGUAAAAGGAUUAAGAAUAAACCAUCCAAGCUCUGUAUUAUAUUGUAAUGAUAGAAGAAACACUUUUUUUUUUAUAUGUAUAUAUAGGGUUGUCGUGUGUGAAUAUAACAUUUUGUCUAUUUCAAGAAGUUAUCACUUAAACAAGCUUUGCGUGCGUGAUCGCUCAGGUGUGUCAUUACCUCCCGCUUAUCACCAGAGGCACUCAUGUGUGAUAAUCGCUCAAUGCAUCAGUGGAUACAGCCUCUUCUCGGGCCAAGAGUAAAUGACGGUUUUACAGCGUUACUGGGAAAGUCUUUUAUCUAUUUGGCCUUUAAGUGUUAGCUUCAGAUCCAUCUUAGUCCCAACUUGCAAUGAAUGAUUGAAAAAUUACCCAAGAUCUUAAAAUUGCCCACGAGUAGAUUAUUGGGGGCAGGGCAAUUGCUUUGUACGUGUGUACAAAAAAUAAGCACAGACUCCAUCAAAACACAUUUAGGCGAAUGAUCAUUACGUAAUUGCUUGUCACAAUUUGCACUGUUGUAUAUCCUUCUAUUAGUGAGAUUUUGGGCAUAACAAACUGAGGGAUGAAACAUGUCUGGAAUUUCAUCUUGAGAAGGCAAGGCCAUCGUUUUGGAAAGGGCACUUCCAUCGGAAAAUCUGCAAGUCAUUGUGAACACUUUUGAUGGUGCACGAAGGCCAAGACCAGGGGCAAUGGAUGCCCUUGCCUCUGUGUGAUUCCAGGUCUGAUGAAAGUUCCAAAGGGGUCACAGAUUUGUUUCUGCAUAUUGUUGCAGGGCAAAGGAUCGGAAUGCUCCAGGGUAUUUGAACUCUAGGGACUAUGCAAUUUCAACCGUGUUUUGCAUUUCAACAAAGUCCACAUAACAGAUAAAGCUGAGUUGUACUAGUCUCAAAAUGGCAGUGGUGUAAAAAAAACCAUUUGAUAUUUUAUCUUCCCUUUAACUGUGACUUCAGGACUGGCUAGCUAAGACUCUGGCUUUCACCUUGAAGCCUUGUGUACAAGUGUAUGGUUUCAAAAUGGCUACCCAAGCCUUCAGGCCCUGGGAGGCCUGUAUGCUUCAUUUUUGAAAGGGCAAAAAGGCACCAAGGCAUGUUCUCCUUGGUAAAGGGCAGCCUAU